Messenger RNA from Pochonia chlamydosporia 170, 18870 nucleotides. RefSeq names its product nonribosomal peptide synthase. Gene Ontology annotation, molecular function: catalytic activity; phosphopantetheine binding. Bases 1 to 18870 code for a protein of 6289 amino acids. Gene Ontology annotation, cellular component: cytoplasm. The record is from RefSeq and is a predicted model, not a curated record. Lineage: Eukaryota; Fungi; Ascomycota; Sordariomycetes; Hypocreales; Clavicipitaceae. Gene Ontology annotation, biological process: amino acid activation for nonribosomal peptide biosynthetic process; secondary metabolite biosynthetic process. The transcript is spliced from 3 exons.
AUGACGGUACCAACCUCGAUAGUCGAAUCUUCGUCCUGGAUCGAAGAAAGGCUUCUUCAGCUGGCUGGUAUCAAGGAAGCUAAGGUGAUUUACGCCGAAGUAGGAGAACGCAAUGAUCCAGCUCUAGCAGUGGCCAUCUCACUGCAACACAAUACCCAUGCCAAAGCUGCUGAUACAACUGCGGCGCUGAAGAGCUACCGAAACGCUAUUAAGAAGGAAGCCAAAGCUCAAUUUCCUCGACACGUACAAAGCAUACCUAAGAAAUGGGUUGUUCUCGAACAACUGCCAACCACUCCUUCUGGAGAAAUUGACGAGAAGGCACUCCGAAACGAAAUACAAGGCUCGGGGACAAAUGGACAUCAUAGUGACCGGCCGAUUAGCGACCGAAUAAACCGAAUUAUUGCAACCGCUCUGCAGAUCACGGAGUCAAAACUUGAUCUGUCGGCGAGCUUUAUCCGGCUUGGAGGAGACUCCAUUACGGCUAUAGAAGUAAUGUCGCGCUGUAUGGCCGAGGACAUUUUACUAGAAGUAGGGGACAUACUUGGCGCGAAAAUGAUAUCUGAUUUGUAUGCCAAAGCAGAAAGACAUCCUCUUCGCGUGAAUGGCACGUCAAGAUUGAACGACAAGAUACAUCAGUCUGAAAUGGAGCUCAACGGGACACUUGAAAGUGGUAACCUGACACAGUGGGAGCUGUGCGAACAGGACAUUCAUGGCAUAAAAACUGCAGUUCAUUCUUUCGAAUUAAGACACAGUCUAAUUCGGGAGACCAGCAACACGCAAUUCGACCUAAAUGUGAUGAUUGCUUGCAUCGCGGCACUGGUUCAUUCACUACAAGAACAUUUCCCUGGUCGCGAUGCGUUACAUGUGGACGUUGAUGGCACCAGAACAAUUGUGUUCAAGAGAAGCAUCACGAAUACAACCGCGAAUGGCCGUAGGGAACUCCUACAAUAUUGCAGAGACGAGUUAUUAUGUCCGAGAAACAACUGCAGAAGGCCGAACCAGAAAGGCGGUUUGGUGGACAUGUCCAUUCGGUUCAGCACUCCUGCGAAACUAAAUGGGCGUGAGAACGCCUAUUGUGAAAAAGGGACAGCUGAGAUGAGAGUCUCAGCUGUGUUCAAUGUUGAAGGUUUGGCCCAUGAGGCUGGGUCGCGAAUAAAAGUGAACAUGACAUUCCCGCAGAAGCUGCAACACCACCAGUCCACAGAACAAGGCUGGACCGAACAAGUUAAAACGAAUAUGGGAACAUACCUCGAGUCCCUGGAGUCAUUGGAAGACAUAGUCUCAUUUUAUAACUUUCCUUUGUUCGAUGGAACUUAUUCUCAUUUGAAUAAAGUCUUGGAUUCUGCCAAGGCAAAGGGCUAUUCCGAGAUCGAGGACAUCUACCCUUGCACUCCAGUUCAGGAAGGCAUGGUCAUAUCACAACUGCGUUCUGAUCAGGCGUACAUCAUUGAUACCACGUUCUCGGCUCGUUUGAAGGGCAGUUUGAAAGCAUUUUCAGCCGUGCAGAUCGAGAGUGCUUGGACGAAGGUGGUAGCUUGUCAUGCAGCACUACGCACAAUAUUUCUACCUUCUUUCGGGGAAAGCUCUGCCUUCGACCAAGUCGUUCUAAAGACGAUAUCGCCUGAUAUUAAACGGUACAAAAGCGCUCUCAACAUGGAAUCUGCACUGAAAGCUUUGGACACGUACCCAGUGGAAGCUCUGUCUCCAACUCGGCCGGGUCAUCGUCUGCUGAUUUGCGAAACUGAUGACGGGACGGCCGCCUGCCGUCUGCAGAUUAGCCACGCGAUUGUGGACGGCAUGUCUGUUGAGAUUUUGUUCAAAGAUUUGAUACUUGCUUAUGCGGAGCAGCUGCAACAGAGUGUUUGCCCACCAUUCAGCAGUUAUGUGUCAUUUGCGCAAGGUCAGACUAAACGCGUGAGACUGGGCAAGACAAGUCUUGACUAUUGGCUGGAAUACACUCGUAAUUUGACGAGCUGCCAAUUUCCUCAGAUUGCUGAGGAAUCUAAAAAGCCGAGGGAGUUCCUAACUCAGUCGAUUGACAUUGAUGGCGCAAAACUGCAAAAUUUCUGCCAACAGCAUGGAGUUACAAUGGCGACAUUGAUACAGACAGCAUGGGGUAUCGUACUUCAAGGAUACACACUAAGCAAUGACGUCUGUUUUGGAUAUGUGUCAUCUGGUCGCGACGCCGCUCUAGAAGGGCUCCAAAACAUGGUUGGAACGCUGAUGAACUUGCUGAUCUGCAGAGUUACUUGCCUGGAAUCAGAUACCUUCUUAGACCUGCUGCAUCGACUUCAGUCAGAGCUGGGUGCUGCUUUGAGAAACCAGAAUGUUUCACUAAGCGCCAUACAGAACUCGAUGAAUUUGGAACAGAGUUUGUUCAACACCAUCGUAUCGGUAAUCUAUCCUUUGCACGAGACGAAUGGUAACAUGUCACCCCUUGAGAUUGAUGUGUUAUCCAACCGGGCGCCAACGGAGUAUGACGUUGCAGUCACUCUUCAUUUAACGAAAGAAACCCCUUCCCUGUAUCUCGACUACUAUACGUCAGUCAUGUCCCACGAAGACGGUCGGCGACUUGCCAGGUCUUUCCGAAAAGUCUUGGAUGACAUUGUUUGCAAUCCAACUGCGCCGGUGAAAGACUACAGUGUUGUCAGCACCCUUGAUAUUGAACGAAACUUGAAGGCCUAUAAUUUACUUCCGCCACUAGCAGAGUCCUGUACCCAUUGGCUCAUUGAACGUCAUAUUCAACAGCGACCAGAGGAGCAGGCUGUGGCAUCAUGGGACAGAAAUCUGACUUACAAAGAGCUGGGAUCAUUUACUUUCCGGUUAGCACAGACAUUAGAACAACGUAACAUCGGUCCGGAAACAGUCGUUGCGCUUUGCUUCCCCAAGUCAUCUUGGGCAGUGGUUUCCAUGGUAGCUGUCCAAAUGGCUGGUGCUGCUUUUGUCCCUUUGGAUCCCCAUGCGCCUCAGUCUAGAAUACGAGCAAUGUUGCAAGACGUCGGGGCCAAACUUUGCCUCUGCUCAGUUGAAUAUGAAUCCCUAAUAAAGGAGUCAGGGGUCACUAGCCUCAGAGUUAGCGAAGAGUCGUUGCUGGCAAUGCCUCUGCCUGCCAGCGCUCCGACAUCUUCAGCUACGCCGAAAAACCUCUGCUAUGUUAUUUUUACCUCUGGAAGUACAGGCAAACCCAAGGGCAUUAUGCUGCAACACGACAGCAUAUGCACGACUAGCGAGGGCUAUGGAAAGCAGACGAACAUCGGACCAGGAACCAGAGUUCUUCAGUUCUCAGCGUACACUUUUGACAUCGGAGUUCUUGAUGUUCUGGUCACCCUUAUGAGAGGCGGCUGUGUGUGCGUGAUAUCAGACCAGGAGCGACUGCACGAUCUGGCAGGUGGUAUCGCUAGGACGACGGCUAAUUGGAUGUUUCUCACACCAACAGUGUCAGAUCUUGUGUCCCCGUCAAUGGUUCCGACUAUAAAAACUCUCAGUCUCGGGGGUGAGGCGAUUAACCAGACAUCGGCUGACCGUUGGGGACAUGUUCAGCAGCUUUACGGACUUUAUGGCCCUGCAGAGGCGUCGGGAUGGUGCGCGUGGAAUCCAUCUUUAAGGGAUUCUAAAACUUCCACAAAUAUUGGAAACCCGCUAUCUAGUGUGUUCUGGGUUGUUGAUCCGGCAAGCGCUGAUAGACUGGUACCAGAUGGUUGUGUAGGAGAACUUAUGUUACAGGGACCACUUCUUGGCCGCGGCUACAUAGCUGCAGACGAACAGUCUCUGAGCAACUGGAUUGAGGAUGCUAAACUACUUCCAAGAGGUAUUCCUCCAGUGAGAGCUUACCUUACAGGCGACCUUGUUCGCCGAAAUGCGGAUGGGACAAUUGAAUAUGUCGGGCGAAAAGACUCACAAGUAAAGAUAAACGGCCAACGGACAGAAAUCUCUGGUAUCGAGUGCGUGCUAUCAGAAUACCUUCCUUGCGAAAUGAGAGGAAUAGUAGAUCUUCUUUCAUUGGAAGAUGGCGCUCGUGAUACUCUGGUCGCUCUGCUUUGGUAUACAUCUGGCUCGAAGUUGUCGCAUUCAGCGCCAAAAAUAUGCUUCGACCCGUCUGAUGAUGAACGUCAACAGAUAGAAAAACUAGACUCGAUGUUGAGAGCGGAGAUCCCGUCGUACAUGGUCCCAUCAAGAUAUUUCAUCCUCUACGGCCAGCCACAGCGGACAGCAUCGGAUAAGAUCAGCCGUAAGGAAUUGGGCUCUCUGGCACGAAAGGCGGGCAUGGCAGGGCUUCUUGGUUUGCAACCUUGCAGUAAAGAGCCAGAAAUGCCUUCUACUCCUAUUGAGUUCCAGAUCCACCGACUGUGGUGUAAAGUUUUGGGAGUUCCAAGACAGAAGAUCGGCAGGAACGACAAUUUUCUACGCAUUGGUGGCGACUCUCUCGCGGCAAUUAAACUUUCUAGUGAAGCAAGAGCAAAUGGGAUCAAUCUCUCGGUUGAAACAAUAUUCAGUAACCCAAAGCUAGCCGACAUGGCCAGAAUGGUGACACCUGACACUACUCCUUUAGAAAACAAGACUCUCCCAUUCGAAUUAAUUCCUUCUGAAUUCAACAUCCCAACUCUGAAGCAACAAAUACAAGAACUCUGUCAGCUGCCGUCUCCCGGCUCAAUUGAAGACAUUUAUCCCUCGGCGACACUUCAAGAAGGACUUAUGGCUCUUUCAGCCAAGUCUCCUGGCUCAUAUGUGGCCAAAAUAAUAUACCGCUUAGCUGGAGGCGCCGAUGUACACCAAUUCAAAGCGGCUUGGGAGAAAACGGUGGAUGCGUGCGACAUACUACGGACUCGGAUUGUUGUCGUAGACAACAUCAUCACCUUUCAAGUAGUUGUUUCGGAGAAAGUUUGUUGGAACUUCAGCACCAAGGCAAAUUUGCGUUCGGUAGUAGCAGGAUUGGACGACACUUCCUUCGGAUACGGUUCGAGUCUUUGCAGCUAUACGCUACAUUUUGAAGAAAAUGACGUUUACUUCAUUUGGCUAUGCCACCAUGCUCUCUUCGACUCCUGGACCAUGACUAUCAUCAUGGAGAUAUUGGGAGCAUUUUACUCGCAAGCGGAGCAACCAACGCUUCAACCGUAUUCAACCUUCAUACGGCAUAUCGUCAACAAAGAUAUGUCAGCAGCAGAAGAGUAUUGGAAGGAACAACUACAAGGUGCCCCAAAAGCCGACUUUCCUAUACGUUUGUCUGCGGCCACUAUGGGAACAAACAGCUACACAACCACCAAUGCUGUUACCAAGACUUCCAUUUCGCUACCCGACCCUGUCGGCACACCUAUUACCAAGGCAUCUAUUUUCCGCGCAGCUUGGGCAGUUGUACUAGGAAAAUAUUGCAACACUAAUGACAUAUGCUUUGGUGCGACUGUGUCCGGCCGAUAUACGUCGAUUGCAGGUGUUGAUAGAAUCGCUGGGCCUAUGAUAGCUUCGGUGCCUGUACGUAUUGCCAUCGACCCGGGGAUUGGAACAUCUGACUUCUUGCAAGCUGUACAAGAUCAGGCUUCCGAAAUGGCAAAGUUCGAACAGUUUGGGCUUCAAAACAUCUCCAAGCUCGGAAGAGAAUUUGCGGAGGCUUGUGAUUUUGCCAGCUUGUUGGUAGUGAACUCUACUGGGACAGGGGAGACUCUUCGCAAUCUGUUUGGUAUAUUGGAAUCGUCUGAGAUUGAGAAAUCCGUUUCGGAAGAUGCUAUGAAGAACUAUUUUAACUACCCCCUGGUUUUGCAAGCUUCCAUAGGGCAAGAUGAUGUCGAACUUGUCUUUGUCUACGACGAAGCUUUCGUCUCUGAUGCCCAAUGUCUUGCUCUGUCCUCUCAUUUGGAGCAUGUUGCCAACCAACUACUUGCCGAAAAGGACUCUCUGCUGGGUUCCAUUACAGUCUCAGGACCAUGGGACUUGCAACAAGCUUGCGACUGGAACCGCAACGAUAUCUCAGUUGUGCCUAAUUGCUUAACUGAUAUGUUCUUGGACAAGGUCGCGCAGAUUCCAGACAACGAGGCGCUAUUCUCAUCUGAGGGCUCAAUGACAUAUGCUGAGCUAAACACCGCGACCGAUGCGUUGGCUUGUUAUCUCCAAAGUCUCGAUUUGCCUCGGAAAUCCGUGAUAGCGAUCUGUUUUGAGGCAUCCAAAUUCGCAGUUAUCAGUAUGCUUGCGAUUCUAAAAGCUGGGCAUGCCUUUAUGCCAAUUGAUCCAUUGCAUCCAGUUCACAGAAGACAACAGCUUGUUAGUGAAGUUGACGCGGAGGUAUUGCUCACUUCAUCACUGUCUACUCGAUCUUGUCAGGGUAUAGCCAAGUUUGUUCUAGAAGUUUCGGGCGAUUUCCUGCGAUCAAUUCGCGACAACAUCUAUGAAGCUGGAGUUCAGCAUAAACCGCUUCCUACAGAUGCCGCCUACAUUCUGUUUACUUCUGGCUCAACAGGGAGACCAAAGGGUGUUGUGAUCGAGCAUUCGGCAAUAUGUUCCAGCAUCACUAGUCACGGAAGGAGAUACGACCUUGGAAUUACAUCGAGAGUGCUCCAAUUCUCCAGUUACGUUUUUGACGCUAGCAUUUGCGAAAUCUUUACAACCUUGGCUUUCGGUGGUGUAGUGUGUAUCCUGCCACAUACUCAGAAGCUGCAAAAUGCGCCUCAAUUUAUUACUUCUGCACGGGUAAACACAGCAUUCUUAACACCAUCGUUCGUCAGCACGUUUACCUAUGACCAGGUCCCGACAUUAGAGGUUCUUGUUCUGGGCGGCGAGGCUCCCACUCCUGAUAUCAUUACAAAGUGGCAGGGUCGCGUGAAGCUUAUCAACGGCUAUGGGCCGACAGAGUGUUGCGUCUACUGCACCUCAUAUACAUAUCAGGCAGGAGACUCAAAUCCUCGUACAAUAGGCACCGGCCAUCAUGGGUUCUGCUGGAUUGGUGACCCGAACGACUAUGACACUCUUGCUCCGAUUGGUUGUAUUGGAGAACUUGUCAUUCAGAGCCAUGCUCUUGCACGGGGUUACUACAAUGACAUGUCAAGAUCAACCUCUGUCUUUCCUGGUGAGCCCAAGUGGCUCCCAGAAUCGGCUCGUAACUCUAUGCUCCGGUUUUAUAAGACAGGAGACUUGGUGCGAUAUAAUUUCAAGGGGGAAAUCGAAUACAUCGGCCGCAAAGAUACACAAGUCAAACUUCGUGGCCAGCGACUUGAGAUUGGCGAAGUUGAGCAUUCUAUUCGAGCCGCUGACGACUUGUUGAGCCACGCGGCAGUACAUUUUUGUAGUCGAACAACGGGGGAUUUCCUGAUUGCCUUUUUGACAUUCUCAACCAUUGAAUCUGGUCCAGUGGGAAGUUCUCUCGAAAGUUUACUGAUUGACAGGAAUAGUUGGACGACAAGCUUCCGCGACCGAAUGGCUACAAUUAAAGCAUAUUUACAAGACACAUUACCGCCAUAUAUGAUACCGUCCUUUUUCAUUCCGCUAUCAGCAAUGCCGUUUAUUUCUUCUAUGAAGAUUGACCGGCGCAAGCUCAAGACACUCACAGAUAGCCUAUCUCUUGAGAGGCUGACAGAAUUCUCCAUGGCAGACCGCAAGCUUCCACCGACUACUGAUAUGGAGUUCAAAAUCAGGGCACUCUGGGCCGAAGUUCUUCGAAUUGACCCAGACCACAUAGGCAAAGAGGACAGCUUCUUGGAAGUCGGUGGCGAUUCCAUCAGUGCCAUACAACUGUCUUCUGCGGCUCGACAACAAGGUUUAGACAUACCAGCCCCAGCCAUCUUUAAGAGCCCUCGACUAAUGGACAUGGCUUUAAACACAAAUCUGGUCACUGCGACUUCUACCAAGGAAGAACAAGUGGUCAAGCCUUUUAGUUUAUUAGGAAGUGCUCAUGUCGAGGACACUAUUCGAAAGCUAAGAGAAAUUUGUGGACUGCAAGAAAAUGAAGUUAUUGAAGACGCAUAUCCUUGUACACCACUGCAAGAGGGUCUCUUAGCCUUAUCUAUCAAGCACCCGCAUUCAUAUGUCGCGAAACAUGUUUACAGACUCCAUGAACAUAUAGAUCUGGACCUUCUUAAAGCAUCAUGGAAACUCAUCUAUGACAACUGUGACAGUCAACGAUUGCGAAUCGUACAAAUAGGAGACGUCUCGCUUCAAGUGUUGGUGGGCGGCGACUUUGUGUGGGAGCAUACCAUUGGCCACAAUCUUCAAAGCUAUCUUCAUGUAGCUCAAACAAUGCAAAUGACAUACGGAUCAAGGCUAUGUCGCUCAGCCAUAAUACAGGACGAAAAUGGCGCGAGUUAUCUAAUUUGGAUCAUUCACCAUGCGGUAGUUGAUGGAUGGACCAUGAAGCUAAUUCUGCGUUCUCUCAAAAGCGCUUACGAAGAGGGUUCCGCUCCCAGAUUCAAUCCAUUUUCUUGGUUCAUUCAAUACGCAUCUAACCUUGACAAAUCACGACUUUGCGAAUACUGGACGAAAGAAUUACACGGAGCUAGAGCAGCCUCAUUCCCACCACUUGCAUCAGCUACGAAGACAAGUCGAUUGGAGAAGGUUACCCGGAUACUUACUAGAGACAUAUCCUUUCCAUCGCGGAUAAACUCCUCUAUUACAAAGGGAACAAUACUUCGCGCUGCGUGGGCGAUGCUGCUAUCCCGAUACAGUGGCAUGGACGACCUGUGCUUUGCGGUGACUGCUUCCGGGCGAAAUGCACCACUAAGUGGGAUCGAAAAUAUUGCCGGGCCCGUGAUUGGAACCGUUCCUAUUCGCGUUAAGAUAGACCCUAAACAAGACUUGGUAGAUUUCUUGGGCCAAGUACAGUCACAAGCUCUGGCGAUGAUGCCGUAUGAACAGAUGGGCUUCCAGAACAUCGCCAAGUUAGGCGAAGAUGCCAAAAAGGCCUGCGAGCUCUCUAGUCUUCUUAUCGUUCAACCAGAGCAACAAGUUGGAGAUAUCCUGAACGCAGCAUCCAGCAUUAUGGAUCGCGAAAAAGAUGACAAGUAUGGAGUUGCAGAGACUUUCGAGGGCUAUUUCACCUUUCCGGUUGUGAUACAAUGCAUGAUGUUCGAGAAUCACGUCAUGGUACACUUGACAUAUGAUAGCAGCAUCGUUUCGGAUUGGCAAAUGAAUUGCCUUUCAGUUCAUUACGACAAUAUAGUACAACAAAUGGCCGAACUGGGCGAGCAACAAAUCGCUGAUGUUUCUGUCGCCGGGCCAUGGGAUCUAAGUCAGGCCAUCUCCUUCAACAACCAUAUGAAGGACGUUACUGUCAACAGCUGUGUGCAUGAAUUGAUUUCACAACGCGCAGCUGAAUCUCCUGAAUCCGAGGCCAUCUUUUCUCGUGAUAUCUGCAUGACCUAUCACGAUCUGGAUACAAAGUCUGACCUUUUGGCAGCAUACCUAGGCACGAAUGGGCUGCAGAGCGAGGACGUAGUCGCUAUAUGCUUCGAAAAAUCUGCUUGGGCUAUUGUUGCAAUGCUGGCAGUCAUGAAGAGUGGUGGAGUCUUUAUGCCAUUAGACUCCUCGCACCCAUUUGCUCGUUCUCAAGGCUUAGUUCAACAAGUAAACGCCAGAUAUGUCAUCGGAUCACCGACGACAGAACGUAUAUGCAGCCGCCUGUCAAGCAAGUCGAUAACUCUUUCAGACUCUUUCAUUAGAGGUUUAACGGGCCGCCGUCCUGUUAAGGAAAACUACAUCAAACCCUAUCCCACAAAUGCAGCCUACAUCCUGUUCACUUCCGGCUCUACAGGGCAGCCUAAGGGGAUCACCGUCAACCAUUCAGCCAUUUGUUCUAGUAUUAUCAGUCAUGGAAAUGAGUUCAAGCUAUCUCGCUCAUCUCGGGUGUUGCAAUUCGCCAGUUACGUUUUCGACGUUAGCUUCUCUGAGAUUCUUACUACCCUAGUAUUUGGAGGCACUGUCUGUGUUGUAUCCAACGAGGAACGCCUACAAGGGAUUUCUGGUUUCAUAAACGACUCAAAUACCAAUGUAGCUAUGCUUACUCCGUCCUUCACUACAACCUUUACGCCAGCACAAGUGCCAUCGCUUAAGACCUUGAUCUUAGGCGGCGAAGCGCCUAGAAAAGACAACUUGACAACUUGGCUGCCUCAUGUUAGGCUCUUAAAUGGCUACGCUCCAGCUGAGUGUUGCAUCUACGCACUUACACAUUCAUAUUCUUCUGUUUCAGAGACACCGACAAUUCUGGGCAAAACUUUGCAUAUGAAUGCUUGGAUUGUUGAGCCUGAUGAUCACAGCCGAUUAGCUCCCAUUGGCUGCGUUGGCGAGCUACUUUUGCAUGGCUUCACCAUGGGUCGAGGCUACGUUAACGAUGAAGAGAGAACCUCCAAAUCAUUCCUGGCAUCAGAUGCUGUUUCCUGGCUGCCAGACAGCCUCCGCCACCCAGACUACAGAAUCUACAAGUCAGGAGACCUGGUCAGGUAUACAUCUGAUGGUGAUAUCGAGUAUAUCGGAAGAAAGGAUACGCAAGUGAAACUUCGUGGCCAAAGAAUCGAGCUUGGAGAAAUUGAAUACAACAUCAAGCAGUCAUCUGCAAAUACCAACAUUGAGCACGUUGCGGUGGAAGUUCUUCGUCAAGGGGCGUCAGAAGCACUAAUUGCUUUCGCAAGCUUCCAUGACACACCUAUCCAGAACUGCGGAGCUGAUGUAAAUGAUGGCAUCCAACAUCUUGCAAUGGACACCGUCUUGCAAGCACGAUUUGACGUACUCCGAGGUCAAUUGAGCAAGAGCUUACCAGCCUACAUGGUUCCGUCAUUCUUCAUGCCGGUUGCCAGAAUGCCAUUUCUCAGCUCCAUGAAAAUUGACAGAAGGAAACUCUUGGAAUACGUCCAAAGAAUGAAUCCGCAUCAACUGAAGGCUCUGUCAAGGUCCCAGACCGAGAGUCUUGAACCUGACACUGACAUGGAAAUUAAAUUGCGAAAUCUUUGGGCUGUUGUGCUCAAGGUUCCUUCUGAAAACAUUGGCAAGGGAGAUCAAUUCUUGCAGAUCGGUGGAGAUUCCAUUUCUGCUAUCCAGCUAUCGACCUUGGCUCUGGAAAACGGUAUCAAGAUCGACGUAUCAAGCGUUUUUGAGGACUCCAAACUCUCUUCAAUGGCAGCGGCAGCAUCACUUGCUACAUUGCCGUUCGCCUUACUUCCCAGAGCAGACAUUGACAAUAUUAUUGCCACAGUUCAACAGAAAUGCUCUCUGAAGUCAGUAGCUGAUAUCGAAGACAUUUAUCCGUGCACGAAACUACAGGAAGGUCUAAUGGCUUUAUCCCUGAGACAGCCAGGCUCAUAUCUCAGCACCAGCACUUACCGUUUACCACAGCAUGUCGAUAUCAGCCGCUUCAUGACUGCAUGGCAACAGACAAUGCAGCAAUGUUCUAAUCUGAGGACUAGAAUCAUUGUUGUUGACAACAAUACUUUCCCGUACCAUACGCAAGCUGUGAUUAAGCAAGCAUUCCAAUGGCCAGAUACGACAGGUCUAAAUUUGGAUUCAUACCUGAAAAGCUUAAAUGAAGUUGAAAUGGGUUACGGAAAGCCUUUAUGUCACUCUGCGUUAGUCCGUGAUGGCGGUGAAUACUACUUUGUCUGGAAGGUCCAUCAUGCCAUAUACGACGGCUGGUCUGCUAAUCUUGCGCUUGAGUUGCUGCACCAGCACUAUAACCAGACUUCAAGUAUCACGUUGCAGCCUUACGUCCGAUUUAUUGAAUACAUCGUCAACUUAGACUCAGAGGCAAGUCGUCAAUAUUGGACAUACCAACUUCGAGGAGCAAGAAAGCCUUCUUUCCCAGCGGUAGGCAAGGUCGUCAAGCCGGCGAUUCCCAAUGUACACAUCUUGAAAGACAAUUUCGCGAUGCCUAGAAGGACAAAGUCUACUAUUACGAAGGCAUCUACCAUUCGGGCAGCCUGGGCAAUUAUUCUCGCACGAUAUAGUGACAUGAAGGACGUCUGCUUUGGCGCAACUUUCGCUGGUCGAUCUGCGCCUGUCUCCGGGCUAGCUACAAUGGUUGGUCCGGUGAUAACAACGGUACCAAUUCGUUGUCAAUUGCCUGAAUACAUGAGAGUUUCAGAGUUUCUAGAGAGAGUCCAGAAACAAGGCUCAGAAAUUACGCCUCAUGAGCAGUUCGGCUUACAGAACAUUGCCAAAUUAGGAGACCAAGCAAGGGAAGUUUGCGACUUCUCUAGCCUGCUCGUUAUUCAACCUGAGCGACUUCUAAGUCAUAGCGGCCAGAUUCUACUGGAGGAUCCUGGGCUAGAUAGUCAGGGAGCUGUUCCUGAGCAAGACAGACAGCAGUACUUCAAUUAUCCUCUUGUCAUUGUAUGCAACCUUCGAGACAAUGAUGUCAUCAUCGAUAUCUACUAUGACAUGAACAUCAUCUCAAAGCAACAAGCUACAACUCUCUGUCAUCAUCUUGACAACGUUACGCAGCAAUUACAAAGUGAAGAGGACAAAACUUUGGGAGAUCUAACACUGGCUGGGAAAUGGGACAUUCAACAUGCCAUCAAUUCUCAACAUAUCAAACCUGCGCAAGCUUCUUGCACCCAUUGGACGAUACAUAAGCAGAUUAGCCAACAGCCAGAUGCUACUGCAGUCGCUUCAUGGGAUGGUGACUUGAGUUAUAUUGAGUUGGGAGCCUCAGCUUCAAGACUGAUGCCAGUCUUGCGACAAAUGGGCGUUGGCAACGAAAUAAUCGUCCCGAUUUGUCUUCCAAAGUCUAAAUGGGCUAUUAUAGCUAUGGUCGCUGUCCAAAUGGCUGGAGGAGCUUUCUUACACAUCGAUCCCACAACCACUUUGGCAUCUCUCAAGUUCAUGCUUUCUGAGACAAGAGCAUCGCUAGUUCUGACUUCGACCUUAACGAACGAGAGAUUCCUCGGCUUGGUAGAUGACACUUUGAUCAUUGACCACAAUUCUGCCGCAACAUUUGCCAGUACUGGAAGUUCAAUUGCCAAUUAUGAACCAACGUCUCCGGAAAACGCCAGUUAUGUUUUUUUUACACAGGACAGUAGCGGCCCGUCCAAGGGCAUUGUCAUGGAACACCAAGCCGUGUGCUCAUCCUCCGAGGCAUAUGGAGCGACCUUGGGUGUUGGUCCGGGAACCCGAGUCUUUCAAUUCUCUCCAUUCUCAUCUCAUGUUGGUAUCCUAGAUGCCUUAGUGACCCUUAUGCGUGGAGGCUGCAUUUGUAUUGCAGCGGAGCAAGAUUGCAAGUCUAAUCUCUCCACGGCUAUCCAUGGGACGCAUGCAAAUUGGGCUUUCCUCACGCCAACUGCUGCAGAUUUGAUCUCACCAAAGAAAGUACCGCAUCUGCGUGUCAUGGUUCUUAGUGGAGAAGCAAUCACGGAGAAAACUAUACAUCGUUGGAAAGAUACAUUGGAGCUAUACAGUAUGUAUGGACCGCCAGAAGCUCCAGUUUGCUCUUGGAACGCCAAUUUGGGAAAGAAUGGAAACCUGGCGAAUAUCGGUCAGCCUCUUGCCAGUGCUUUCUGGGUUGUCGAACCCACAGGGAACCCACGACUCUCUGCACUUGGCUGCGUUGGGGAGCUGGUAAUCGAAGGACCGCUGCUUGCCAGAGGAUAUAUAACUUGUCAUACAAGCGAGGAUAACCAAUUCGUUGAGCAUGUUGACUGGCUUCCAGGCCAGGGUUCUUCCCGAAAAGUGUUCCGAACCGGAGAUCUCGUCCGCAGAAACCACGAUGGAAGCUUCGACUAUAUUAGGCGGAAAGAUGAGCAGAUCGAAUCACAGGGUCUAUCAGUUGAACUCGAAGAGAUUGAUCACCACAUCAACAUGAGUUUGCCCAGCGAUAUGAGUGGCAUCGCGGUCAUUCUCAAGGACUAUCGUACCCAUCGGGAAUCUUUGACAGCUCUACUAUGGUACACAUCCGGAGUCAACCACAGCCCAUCGCCUCUUCGCAUUGUGCAAAACGUCAAGGAAGAGAUGAUCAGCCUAGUUUCUGAGUCAAGGUCCUCCAUGUCGGCUAAACUUCCCAAAAGCAUGGUUCCAGACUUGUACUUGAUCUUCCAUGGUACACCCGAUCGACUCCAAUCGGGCAAAGUUGAUAGGAACCAGUUAAUCGCCAAGGCACAGACAACAUCGACAGAGGACAAACUUCGAUUCACUUGUGACAUGAACAACCGCGAUGCACCUGUCAGCGCUAUCGAAAGGGAGUUACAGUCAAUUUGGUCCUCAAUUUUGAGCAUCCCGUCCGAAUCAAUUGGCAGAUCCGACAACUUCUUACAACUAGGUGGUGAUUCCAUUUCCGCCAUUCAACUAUGCAGUCUUGCCGGUAGUCGUAACAUGACCUUGACGGUAGACACCAUCUUCCGACGACCCAAGCUCUCCGAUAUGGCAGAUUGGCUGGCUGUACAGAAACAAGAAACGAGCCAAACCUACUCGCCUUUCAGUGCACUCGAUUCCAUCAACGCAACGGAGGCAGUGGAUAUUGCGUUAAAGCAGUGCAAGUUGAAAGACAGGACGGCCAUCGAAGAUGUCUUCCAAUGCACCAAACUCCAAGAGGGUCUCAUGGCUUUAAGUCUCAAAGCUUCCGGCUCUUAUGUCGCCAGACACAUCUUGCGGGUGGCAGACGAUGUGGACAUCGGCUGGUUUAAGACUGCGUGGGAGAUGACUUUCCAGUCUAUCGAGAUUUUACGCUCACGAAUUAUUCUCAUCAACAAUUCAGCCUUUCAAGUUAUCGUGGAAGAAAAUAUGCAUUGGAAUGACUCUGAAACUGCUGGGUCGGAAAGGAAAAAGAAUCAGAGCACAAUGACUAGUAUGACCUACGGAUCGCCUCUGGUUGAAUUCGAACUUACAUCAGAUCGACGCUUUGUAUGGACGAUCCAUCAUGCUCUAUUUGACGGAUUUUCUUUGGCAAUGAUAGUGGACACGUUCAUUUCCAUAUACCUGAAAUCACAAACUGGGAAAUUUGAGUCGUUUGGCAAAUUCAUCGGCUUCACAAGAGGUCUGGAUAGUAAAGCUUCCUCAGACUACUGGGCAAACGAACUUCAAGCCGCCAAGCGAUCAACAUUCCCAGACGUAGUAUCAGCCAAUUCUGAACAGGUCAAGCAAAGUAGCUCCAUCCAAAGGAGCAUGGCAUUUAGCAAGCCCAAUAACUCCACCAUAACGCAAGCAACGGUCUUCCGGGCCGCCUGGGCAAUUGUUCUUGCAAGAUACUCAGACACAAAGGACAUUUGCUUUGGGGCAACGGUAUCCGGCCGCCAGGCUCCCGUUCCUGGGAUAGAGUCGAUUGCUGGACCAACAAUUGCAACAGUUCCCGUGCGGAUUAAUACCGGCGCGUCAAUCUCAGUCCCCGGGUUUCUCCAGAAGGUGCAAGCACAGGCUGUUGAAAUGGUUCCUUUCGAGCAGUUUGGGUUACAGAAUAUUUCCCGCCUUCACAGUGAGGCUAAAGAAGCUUGCAGAUUCUCCAGUUUAAUUACGAUUCAGCCGAUGAAACAAUUUACCAAAUCUGAGCUCAGCAUCGACCAGUUUAUGACGCCAGAAGACGAGGAUGGAUUCGACGUCGAUGGCAUGUCUUCGACUUACUUUACGUAUCCCCUGGUUGUACAAGUCAAGAUCCUUGAUGGAAAAGUCGUGUUUGACGCGACCUUCCAACCUGAGAUGGUAUCAGAAUCGCAAGUUGAGAGACUACUCCGCCACUUUGAGCACGUCGCGUUACAAUUAUCAAGGCAGGAGGAUGUGCCCCUUCAGAACAUAUCAGUUGCUUCAUCGUGGGACUUACAACAGGCCAUCGAGUGGAACAAAGAAGACGUAUCACCAGUCGAAGUACUCUUACACGACUUGAUUGCAAUACAGGCCGCCAGCAACCCAUCUAAGGAAGCUCUGUUCUCAACCGGGCGUAGUAUUUGUUACGGGGAGCUGGAUGAGUUAUCCACGAAACUAGCCCAUCAUCUCACAUCUCUAGGUGUUGGAAUCGAGACAAUUGUGCCAUUCUGUUUCGAGAAGAGUAUAUGGGCUGUUGUGUCAAUUCUAGGAAUUCUCAAGGCUGGCGGAGCAAUGAUGCCUCUGGAUCCAGCGCACCCAGUCAAGCACCGGCAAAAUUUGGUGAACAAGGCAAAUGCGAAAGUGGUGUUGGUAUCUCCAUCGACAAAGAUGCUUUGCGCAGACAUGACAACUCAUGUGAUACAAAUUUCAGAGGAGUCUCCCAUCUUCCACAACCACCAGCUAGAUUCGACAGAAAGUCUCCCCAGGCCAACCCCAGCAAAUGCUGCAUAUGUCAUAUUUUCAUCAGGCUCAACUGGCACCCCCAAGGGCAUUGUUGUUGAGCACCGAGCAUUUGCAGCUAGUAUCAGGGGCCACGCAAAGAGGUUUGGUAUGGACCACAACUCCAGGGUGAUGCAGUUCUCGAGUUAUGUGUUCGACGUUAGUGUAAGCGAUAUUCUUAGCACUCUGGUGCAAGGUGGCACAAUCUGCGUACCAAGAGAAGAGGAACGCUUACAGGGGACGGCGCAAUUUAUCGAAGAGGCUCGAGCGAAUUUCACAUUGAUGCCGCCGUCGUUCCUGCGGACCCUAGCCCCUGAACAAGUCCCGAGCCUCAAGACACUUCUCGUGGGCGGCGAGGCUCUAACAAAUGAAAUUGUUGAACGGUGGGCAGAAAAAGUAAAACUGAUAAAUGCGUACGGUCCCGCAGAAGCUUCUGUGUAUUCUGUAUCACAUACAUUCAAAUCAUCGAAGGAGAGAGGUGCAACGAUCGGCCGUGGAGUCAGUAAUUUCGCCUGGGUUACAGAAGUUGAUGAUCAUGAUAAACUGGCCCCAAUUGGGUGCGUUGGUGAAUUAGUCCUACAAGGACCGGCAAUAGCGCGUGGAUACCUCGAUGAGGCAGCCAAACAAGAAGAAUUGUUUUUAAACACACUCGGGUGUUUACCUGCAGAUAUUAUCAAAAAAGCACCUAGGUUCUACAGGACCGGAGAUUUGGUCCAGUAUGAUUCGAACGGGCAGCUCGUAUACUUGGGAAGAAGAGAUACACAGGUCAAGGUCAGAGGGCAAAGAGUCGACUUGGGUGAUAUCGAAUAUCAAAUGAAGCGAAAUGGAUCGCAAAUUGAACAUACUGUUGUGGACCUCAUUAAACGGCCGUCCAUGGAGGCUCUUGUCGCUUUUGUGAGCUUCAAAGAUGAUGAACAACGCCAGAAGAUGGGAAGAGCCAACAUCGAUACUGUCAAUUCGCUAACGAGAGCUUUUCUUGGCCAGCUUAGUAAAAAGUUGGAAGCCUGUCUUCCUGUCCACAUGAUUCCCAGCUAUUUCAUCCCUAUCAAGUACAUGCCCCGGACUGGCUCUGGCAAGAUUGAUAGAAAGGUUCUACGAGAACAGGGUCAAGAGCUCUCCACGGAAGAGUUUGUCAAGUUUGCAAUAAACCAGCGACCUGAGUUUUGCGAUUGCAGAAACGAAGUCGAAUUUCAAGUUCGUCGCUUGUGGGCUGAGGUUCUCGACUACGCCGAGCAACUAAUAGGUGUUCACGACGAUUUUUAUGACCUGGGUGGUGAUUCUAUACGUAUUGUGUCUCUGACAAGACGGCUAUUAUCCGAAUUCAACGUGCAAAUUGGUCUAUCAAUGCUUAAUAGCAAGAACACCACAAUUGCGGCCAUGGCAUCUUUGAUUAACAAGACACAUGAACUCAGCAAUUCAGAAAUCGAACCUCCAAAUGAGCCGACAAUAAACUUGGCAGAAGAAAUGUCUCAAAUAAUUUCAACUCUCCAUCCGACAAUCAAAGAAUAUACUGUGAGACCUCCCUCGGUUCAUCCACAACGGCAAGAGACGGUUCUCCUCACAGGUUCCACCGGCUACUUGGGCACACAACUCCUCAAACAUCUCCUUCGGAGCCCAAAGGUGAGAUCCGUGGUGGCUCUCGUCAGAGCAUUGACUCCACAGCAUGGCUUGGAGCGAGUCACGAAAACAGCUAGAAUCGCCGGCUGGUGGCACGACCAGUGGCUUGACAAGCUGGAGAUUUGGACAGGAGAUUUGGAAGCUUCAGGAUUAGGACUCGGGGCCGACCCCUGGGAGAGACUGCUCGGACAAUCUAGAACUGGUUCGAACAUCACAGCCAUCGUUCACAACGGCGCAGUGGUGAACUGGAACGCGGAUUACAACCGGCUUCGUGGCGCAAAUGUCCAGUCCACAGUGGAACUUUUGCGGGCUUCGCUCAAGUCGCCUAUUCGGCCAACAUUUGUGUUUGUAUCUGGGGGGAUGAAGGUGGAUAUUGAGGCAGACAGGUCGGCUACUUCAGAGUCGAUGAGGCAAAAUAUUGGCUAUGUACAGUCCAAGUUUGUAGCGGAAAGCGUGGUUUACGACACGGCAGGUCAAUUGGCGCACGGGCAGAGUCGUGUAUCAGUAAUCAAGCCCGGGAUCAUUAUCGGCAAUUCAUCAGAGGGCGUUGCCAACGUUGACGACUUUAUUUGGAGAUUGGUUUCGGCAGCCUCCAUGCUGCGGCUGUAUCCAGUGGAACCAGAUGGAAGUUGGAUAUCCCUGGCGGAUGUUGAUACCGUCUCCUCCGCAGUUAUUGAACAAGUAUUCGCGGGAGACGUUGCCCCGUUUGUCGACCUUACUGAAGGGAUAUCCAGCAAUCGAUUUUGGCAGCUUGUCAAUUCAGAGCUAGAAGUUGCUUGUGAGCCGGUAUCCUGGCAAGUUUGGAGGCAAAAGGCGUUGGAGCAGAUGAAUGCGAUUGGGGAGGGCCAUCCGCUCUGGCCAGUACAACACUUCCUUGGCGGUCUCGGGCUGUCUAUUGAGACUCCAACGGAUACAGCCUCUUCUCAGAAGCCUGACCUUGCCAUUAAGAUGAAUGUCAAAUACCUGAGGCGCGUUGGAUAUCUGACAUGCCGCAAUCAUGCCACCAUGAUGAAUGGCAACGAAGAUGUAAUUAGCCGGUCGACUGCCGCGAAUGUUAAAUGGUGA